CCCGCUCUGCACCAGCACCAUGCCUGUGACACUGGGUUACUGGGACAUCCGUGGGCUGGCUCAUGCCAUCCGCCUGCUCUUGGAGUACACAGACACAAGCUAUGAGGAAAAGAAAUACACCAUGGGGGACGCUCCCAACUUUGACCGAAGCCAGUGGCUCAAUGAGAAGUUCAAGCUGGGCCUGGACUUCCCCAAUCUGCCCUACUUAAUUGAUGGAUCACACAAGAUCACCCAGAGCAACGCCAUCCUGCGCUACAUCGCCCGCAAGCACGACCUGUGUGGGGAGACAGAGGAGGAGAGGAUUCAGCUGGACAUUCUGGAGAACCAGGCUAUGGACACCCGCAUGCAGUUGGCCAUGGUUUGCUACAGCCCUGACUUUGAGAAACGAAAGCCAGAAUACUUGGAGGGUCUUCCCGAGAAGAUGAAGCUGUACUCGGAGUUCCUGGGCAAGAGAUCAUGGUUUGCAGGGGACAAGAUCACCUAUGUGGAUUUCCUCAUCUAUGAUGUCCUUGACCAGCACCGUAUAUUUGCGCCAAAGUGCCUGGAUGCAUUUCCAAACCUGAAGGACUUCUUGGCUCGCUUUGAGGGCCUGAAGAAGAUAUCUGACUACAUGAAAAGCAGCCGCUUUAGCUGCAAACAAAUCUUUGCAAAGAUGGCCGUUUGGAACUCAAAAUAGGACUUCGAAGCCCAGACCUGGCUCCCCACUCCUCUAUUUCUUCUCACAAGCCCUUCCUUCAGUCAAGCCUCUGGAUCCUACUCCUGUUCCUUUGCCCUGCCCUGAGUCCUGCCAUCCCUCAGUGCUGUUUGGAGGAAGGCGCCAGACUCCAGAAUCCAGCGAGGCCCGAGAGAUCAGAUCUGCCUGUGUGCUGGCUCUGGUCCCCAGAGUGAGCAACGGGGCCCUGUUUGAUCUCCAGUAAAGUCUGAAUGACA
Molecule: messenger RNA, 930 nt
Organism: Mesocricetus auratus (golden hamster)
Lineage: Eukaryota; Metazoa; Chordata; Mammalia; Rodentia; Cricetidae
Product: glutathione S-transferase-like
Biological process (GO): glutathione metabolic process
Molecular function (GO): glutathione transferase activity
Source: RefSeq, marked provisional